This is a messenger RNA of Pogona vitticeps (central bearded dragon), 1579 nucleotides long. Lineage: Eukaryota; Metazoa; Chordata; Lepidosauria; Squamata; Agamidae. The record is from RefSeq and is a predicted model, not a curated record.
UCAUGUGAGAGAGAAGGCUAAACAAGUCCUUGCUUUAUUAAAAGAUGAACAACUGUUACAUAACGAACGCGAAAUAGCACAUCGGACAAGGCGGCGCACUUCUUAUGCAAUGCUUUUCCCUCAGAAGCCUUCUGCCAAAGCUUAUGCACCAACGAUGGCUGCUUCAGAUUCCACCUCAGAGUUUGUUCCUUUAGUGGAGAAGGUCCGAUAUUUCGUCCCUAAGGCAUUACCGGCAACAGAGCAAAGUCAGCCCGAGCAGACACCCAGCAAAACAGAGGUAGUCCAAGAAACACCAGCACUUAAUAUUGCUGCAAAGAAUUCAUCAGAGGACCUGAUAGUCUUCAGUGAGGAUGAAUCUUCCCCAACUGCUGCACAAUCAACAUUUUCUAGUAAAGGCUCUAAGGAGGAAUCAGAAACAAGUACAAAGGCACCAGUCUGUAACAUCUUGAAUGCACGUUGUGCUUUGACUCCUUCUGAAAGAAAUUCUUUACCUCAACAAAAGUGGGAUUCAGGAAGGAAAUCAAAGAGUUCUGUCCUUUCCAUUGAUAUGCUGAAAUCACCUCCUAGGAGGCGGUCAAGUGUACAUACCCACACAGUUGCAGCAACUUUGUACGGUGUUUGGUCAUCAAACCCAGAGGAAUCUGUCACUACCAGCAAACAGCUUACUCCUAAACUAGAUUUGGUUUGUGGUCACGCUGCAGCCUCUGUUGAGACAAUCUACAAGUCUCCAACAUUUCAAGCUUUUGAUCCUUUGGGAGACAAUGUAACAAACCCCACAAAAUCAGCAUCAACUUCUGAACAGUUUUGUGAGCCUACAAAAGCUAGCCUGCAAAACCUCCACUACUUAAUACCAGCUGACAUGAGCGGUCAUCCUGCCCCGAGGCCAGACUCCACCAGCUCAGUUGGAACAACAUCGAGCCUUUCUACUUUCUCCACAUCAUCUCCUGAGUCAGCUGUUCCAAACAACACAUCACAGCCUCAUCAUGUUCACCCCAAGUGGUUUGCUUAUUUGUCACCAGGACAAGAACCAUCCUCUCCUUUCUUUAAAGAACUCAAGGAAAGGAUUAUGCAUUCCUUUUCUCCUGCCUCAGCAUAUGAGGUAGAUGCUUGUGCUAGCAUUUUAAGUCUCCUCCCUGAUAAUUCAAAAUGUUCUGUCAAAAACAUUGAUGGCUUGGGGAGCAGAACAUGCCGUGCUUUGGGGGAGAGCUGGGAAAACAAUAUAGUACACAAUGCAUCUUCAGUGCCUAAUCCUGUUACACCUUCUAUAACAAAACCUUUAGGGGAAGAACUUGUUUACAUGAGUGCUGAACAAAAAGGCAUGGCUAUGUUGGAAGAGAUUAAAAAUACAGUAUGUGGACUGAGGGGAGACUUCUGUAGUGUGGCACGGGAGCUGCAUAUUAUCAGAACUGAAUUAACAAAUAUGGUGGCUUCCAUCCAAAAUAUAGACAAAUUUUUUGCCGCUCUCCAAAGUGGUAAAGGUGACUCUGAUCAUCUGUAAUUGUCACAAUGCCUUCUUAAUUAAAACCCCUGAAAUGACUUAUGUGUUGUGCCCUACAAAUUACUCAUCAGAACUCAUGGU